AUGGCCAAAUCGACGCGUAUCUUCUGCAGUAUGGUUUUCAUCAUUGGCUUGCUAUCCUCUCCCGCGGAUUCAAAAAGAAACCGAAGUUCACAAGGCGCCAUUCCUCAUCCUGACAAAAGCAACCCAAACGAAUCGGAGCAGCAACCGCAGCCUCCGCAGGCGGGCUCCGGGUCUCGGCAGAGGCAGGGCUCAUCCUCACCGGCCGACGAGGUGCUGGAGUCCAGCCAGGAAGCUUUACAUGUGACGGAGCGCCAGUAUUUGAAACGGGACUGGUGCAAGACGCAGCCCCUCAAACAGACCAUCCACGAGGAGGGCUGCGUCAGUCGCACCAUCAUCAACCGCUUCUGUUACGGACAGUGCAACUCAUUCUACAUCCCCAGACAUAUCCGCAGGGAGGAGGGUGCCUUCCAGUCUUGUUCGUUUUGCAAGCCGAAGCGUUUUACCACCAUGACAUUUACUUUGAACUGUCCGGACCAGCAGCCACCCACAAAGAAGAAACGCAUCCAGCGCGUCAAACAAUGCCGCUGUAUAUCAAUAGAACUGGACUAG
This is a messenger RNA of Scomber japonicus (chub mackerel), 549 nucleotides long. RefSeq names its product gremlin 1b (gene grem1b). Gene Ontology annotation, molecular function: BMP binding; receptor ligand activity. NCBI's taxonomy places the organism in Eukaryota, Metazoa, Chordata, Actinopteri, Scombriformes, Scombridae. Gene Ontology annotation, biological process: animal organ morphogenesis. The record is from RefSeq and is a predicted model, not a curated record. Bases 1 to 549 code for a protein of 182 amino acids. The transcript has a single exon.